This is a messenger RNA of Malurus melanocephalus (red-backed fairy wren), 847 nucleotides long. Its product is annotated as coenzyme Q-binding protein COQ10 homolog B, mitochondrial-like. The record is from RefSeq and is a predicted model, not a curated record. Gene Ontology annotation, cellular component: mitochondrion. Gene Ontology annotation, biological process: ubiquinone biosynthetic process; cellular respiration. Gene Ontology annotation, molecular function: ubiquinone binding. The transcript is spliced from 3 exons. Bases 230 to 766 code for a protein of 178 amino acids. NCBI's taxonomy places the organism in Eukaryota, Metazoa, Chordata, Aves, Passeriformes, Maluridae.
GGGCGGUGGGAAUGGAARCGYCAAAUAUGGCUCUGAUUCCCCUCAAAACUUCCUUCGCAUAGGUGCUGGGCUCUUCCUGAGGCAUGUGCCCGCUGGAAUUUGGGUGCGCGACUUUGUUUGGCAAACUGCUGGAGCUGUGUUUAUCUGCUCAGGGCAGCUGGCCCGGUGCCAACAGGCGGAUUGCUAGAUAGCGGAAUAAAGCAUAUAUAUAUAUGUUUAUUGCCACAAAAUGGGGGCUCAACCGGAUUACAGCGCUUCAGGCAGGUCAAGUCUGCUCAAUAUUUUAACGAGGGCAGCUGUGUUUACAGCACUGGCAGAUGACACCAAACUGGCCAAAACCAUUGGCAGGUGGAAGAAGGAAUUGAAAAUCAUGUUACAUCGAUCCAUACUAAGAUCAAGGAGGCACUUGGCUUCUUGUGGUGUUCUGAUGACCAGAACUGCUCCUUUGCAAGUACCUGUAAUGAGCCAUACUUUUUCAAGAAAUUUCUUCAAUGUUGUUGCACCACUAAUAAAUAAAAGAAAAGAAUACUCUGAAAGAAGAAUUAUAGGGUACUCCAUGCAGGAAAUGUAUGAAGUUGUUGCUGUUGUGGAGAAUUACAAACUGUUUGUUCCUUGGUGUAAAAAGUCAGAUAUACUCUCGAAGCGCUCUGGCUACUGCAAAGCACAGCUGGAAAUAGGAUUCCCUCCUUUAGAAGAGAGAUACACAUCAAUUGUAACCCUAGUGAGACCACAUUUAGUUAAGGUAACUGCAUUUUUUCCCUCCUAACUAUAAAUUUCCUUAACUUUUGUGUGUUGAAAUUUGAAUAUUCCAGGAACAUUUUGCUUCCAAACGAAAUUGAUGCUGGAA